AGUCUGCUUCAGUUCGUUCUAGGUAUCAGAAGUCUGAACGCGUUAAUUUACUGCUCUAAAAUUGUAUGGCAGUAUAGUGACGGGUGCGACUUCAUCGUCCCACCGGAGAUACGGUGCUCUUUUAUUAGUCAGCAAUACCUUUAUGUCAGUUUGACACUUUAGAUUUUGAACAGUAGCAACACAAAGAUUUUGCUGUCGUGAAGUUCGCAUGUGAUGUUUUGUGAAAAGUGUUGAUUUUUACGAAUAUACUUGUAUAAUUUUAGUGUGCUGUGUUUUAAAAGUGUUUAUAAACAUAUAAGUGUGAAUUCUGUGUUCUGUUUAGUGUGUUAUCGGCUUGUGAUUGCCGAAAAAAUAGUUACAUGGAUAAAGCAGUCAGUCGAGGUUGUAAGAUAUGGAGUCCCACAUACUGAACACAUAUCACCAGGCACGGUACCGGACGAUCGGUCACAAGGUGAUGAGAGCGAAGAGCGAUUCCCUUUCUUCAUCGGAGGGCAGCUACAAUCACAACAGCCCGGACUAUUCUCGUAUCGCGGCCCAGCAUGGCGGUUACGUGGAUAGGACGCGCUCCGACGACAGCAACGUUAACGACUGGUGCCAGAAUCAGGUGAUAAACACAACACAAACAAGCCACGACACAACAUCUGAUGAAGAAAGCUCUCACGAUGAAGACCUUGAUGAUGAAGACAACAUUGUCGUGCAGGAAAUCAACGUGGAAGACGUUGACGUGGACGACGACGACGAUGAUGAGGAGGCGAUAGCUCCAGGGUUAAGAAAUGUGCAUGCUGCAAUUGUAGGAAGCGAUGAUACGCUUGUUGAAGGACAUGAUUACGAUGUCAUCACGGUAUACACUGUCAACCCAGAUUUAGAUUUACUCGAAGCAUCAUCAGACGAAGAGAAAGAUUCUGAUAAUGCAAAUGAAAAUGAAACUGAGGCUGUGGAGGAAGAUAACAAUUACAAAGUUAACUUUGUACAACCAGCUACUGAUAUAAGGAGGCGUGUCAUGGACAUGUUGUCGACGCCAAUCGAAUCAAAUGUGGAAGAGUUUUUACUCAAGAACGGUAGCAUACUAAAUACAGACGAACCGGUCGUGAAUGAUGUCGAUGAAUAUUUCAUCAAAGAGAAACCACCGACGCCGAUACCUGAUGUUGAUGAGUUUUUUGUUAAAACCAAACCGGCGGAGUCGAUUCCUGAAAUAACACCUAACAUUGACGAAUUUCUUGUCAAAGAACCAAUUAAGAAAGAGCCUCUUCCUAAUGUGGACGAGUUUUUCGUCAAAACAGAGACAGUGGGAACGCCCGAAGCGACUGCAUCAGUUUCGAAGCCUGAGAACAAUGGAGACGUUUCCAUCAAUGAUUUGGAGGUGCUACCUAACAUUGAGGAAUUGAAGAGAUAUCUCCUAGAGGAUAUGUCUUAUGCUAAAUUCAGGAGUAUACAGAAAUCUUGCUCAGUUCCACAGUCACCCAUGCAGAGUAUAUUAGACAUAGACGAUACUAAAACAUGCCUAAGUUUUGAAGAUCUAAACUUAGACCUGUCGGAUCUCACAUUCGACAAUGAUAAAGACAAGUCUGAUCUUACCGACAAAAGCGAUGAUAUGCCACGCACGCUGACCGAUGAUGACAUAAACAGCUUCCUGAUCACAAGCAAAACGGAACACAAAGAAUCCGAGAGGUACGAAGAUGAUCUUAGUCAUCAGGAUAUGGAAAUCGAGAAACCGCUCGAUCCAAAAAUUGAACCUGCGAUUCCAAAAGUUAAAAUUGUAACAACAAAAAUUGAACCUCCAGUUAUUUUGAAGAGGAAGCCGGUGGCACCAGUACCAGUCGUCACACCAACUGUUCUAGACUUUUGUAUAGAAAAAACAAAGAUAAAAAAGGAGGUGGAAUCAAAAAUCGAAGUUGACGAUUUCGUUGACGUCGAAUCGUGUAAUGAUUCUUCUAUACCAGUUUUGGAAGCCAACAACUUGAAUUCCUUGUUAGAACAAUUCGAGGCUACAGAGAAACUAAACACAAAGAAGAGGACAGUUGUUAAGGCUGAGGAGAAGCCUAAAUCAUCGAAAUACAGCCUGACCAACGGUAUGCGACUUCAGGAUGCCGGUGUCCAGCUGAACAAGAACAAAAUGCGGCAAAUACUGAUGCCGUCGACCAUAAACAAGGUGAUAAGGUCUCCUAGUCCGGUUCACUCUGACCACGAUUACUGCUCUUCGAAAAAGCGACACAGUCUCCCUAGUGUGAGGGGCGGACAGAGUCUUCUCAAACCCGAGGUGCUGUCCAGCAACAGUCGAAUACUCAACUCGAGGCACAGGUCGUGCAAAAACAAAAAAGUAGUUUACCAUUUGAGCAGUGACGAGGAAACAGAAAAAAGUGAUAAUAAACAAAAAAAAGUGACUAAUCAAAGUGACGACGUGAACUUGCGCAAAAAAGUCAUAAAGCAACCUAUAAAGUCGCCCGUUCAAUCUAAUUGUCGUAAAAAACUUUCGCCUCCACACGUUGUGCCCGAAGAAAGUGUCAAAGAUAAACAUAAAAAUACUGUGAUUUCUAAAAAAGCUUCAAAAGCUAGUGAUACUCCGAGUAGUCAAAAAACGAACGGUAGCAUUAAGUUAACAAUUAAAAAUAAAUCUGAAGUAAUAUUGAACUGUGAUUUUAAAGACUCUCAGAAAGAUAAAAACUUAGAAAAGUGUAAGUCUAGUGUUAGUGAUAAAAAAUGUAACGAUGUUAGUAAAACUGUAAAUAUUAAGCAAGAAAAAAUUAAAGAAGUAGAUAGGCACGAAAACAAAAAAAAUAGUAACACAGAGACUGUGACUGUUAAGGAAGAAUCCCGUCCAAGAGAGGAACAUUUUUAUACAGCACUUUUUAGUAAUAAGCAAGAUGUCCAAGUACCUCAAGUGAUUCAAGUCAAAGCAGAGAAAAGGCCGUUUGACGAAGAGAUGACCAAAAUCGCGGAAGAGGCUGUCAAGAAGGAAUUGGAACAACCACUGAAGAAGAAAAAGCUAAAUCUGCAAGAGUAUAAAUUGCGGAGGGGUGUGAGUUCGAACAAUAGUUCUACGACGGUCAGUCCCGAGGCCAUAUUCCCGGACAUGCCGAGUCCAUCUUGCUUAGAUAAGCUAAAGUACGCUGUGCCCCGGACACCUCCGAACACCAACAACACAAACACGCACAAAACGCAAAACGAAGCGCCCAAGAAAAUAUUCGAUCCUAUUAAAGAAGCGUCUAGAAAGAUACUCAUGAAUUCGAGAAAGCAUAAAGCCGAGGCAAUGCGUAAGCGAGAUGAAGAUAUUGUCAUGAGUAAAAUUCCAAAAGUCGAUAUUCUUGAAUUGAAACCUCUGAUCAGUGAGGAUGAGAUGUUGCAAAUAUCUAAGAUGACUGCCCCCGAAGCAUUACCUGUGCCGGUAAAACCGCAACUAUCACCUAAUUACGAAGAGAUCAUUUUAGUCAGCGUCGGUGUUAAUACUGAUGAAAACGUAUUCAAAGAAAUGGACGCUGAAAAGAGGAUAAAAACUGAAAAACGAAAAUCCAGUUCACCACCAAAAGGCUCUAAAUGUCUAAUUAACUUUAAAAUUAAGAAAUCUGAUCACGUUUUGAAGCAAAACGUUUUUGAUAGUGUGAAGAAAGACAAACGGAAUCUAAACGAUGAUUGCAAACACGAAUCAAAAAUCGACAAGGAUAGAUACAAAGACAUUACCGCGACAUUGAAAAGCGUCGAGAAACAAGUUGAAACUAAGAUAUCUAGUAAUUCGUUAUUUGCUAGUAUACAAGACGUGGUCAUGAAGAAGGCCCCAGGCGAAAUAGUUGAAAAGCCACAUGAAGUUAGACGCUGCAAAUCUAAAUCCCCACAGCACAAAGAACAAACAGUCGCCUCUGUCUCCAUAAUCCGUGACUAUGACCCCAAAGCUGAGCACGGCGAAGAUAAAGUUAUCUUACACUUGGUCAAAGGUAGAAGGAAACCAAAGUCUUCCAGUAGCAUAGUUCAAACCGAUCCGAUACCAGCCCAAAGUGAAUCAAUCGCAGAUAACACGAACAGAAGGAGAAAUGACAGUGACAUGUCGGUGUCGAGUGAUAACAGCACUAAGAGGAAAGAAAAGACUGAUAUUGUCAAAUCUAGACCAGAUAGGAUAGAGAAGAAAGAUUCUAGACGUUCUAGGUCCAAAGAGAGAUACGACGCCAAACAUAGACGGAGAUCGAGGUCUAGGAGCAGGAGAAGGAGGCACAGAUCUAUAAGCAAGAGCAGAUCUCGUUCAAGAGGGGGAUACAAGCGCUUCAGACGUUCGGACUCACCUUAUACUGCCAAAGGCAGAUCAAGCUCCCGCAGACGGAGAUCUCCCUCAGCUAAAAAAGAAAAACAAUCAAAAUCGGUGUCCAGACCGAGAAGUAGGUCGUUGACGCCAAUUAAAAGGCCAAAAUCGAGUCCUCAGAUUAAUAACAAUGUUAAUGAGAAAAAACUUAACUCGGCCACACCUCCACUUAGGAAAUCUACUGUGUCCGAAAGCUCUGAUUCUUCAUCUAGUUCAUCAUCAUCGUCUUCCAGCAGUUCGUCGAGUAGUUCCCGCAAGUCCGCAAACUCGCCGCGCUCGUCCAGCACUUACAAACCAGACGAGAACUACACGAAGAAAGCUUACAGGAGCUACAGCUCUGAGGAUAGAGACAGCAAUACGCCCGUCGAAGAGAGACGGAUAGUGUUCGUCGGUAGGUUAGAGAAGGACAUAACGAAGUCUACCCUGCGGAGUCAGUUCGUUAAAUACGGACCGGUCAUUGAAGUCAGGCUUCACAGCAAAGAGGAUGGGUCUCGUUACGGGUUCGUGACGUACCAGAGGGCGAGGGACGCGUGGAGCGCGGUGGAGGCGGCCGCCGCCUUCCCUCAGUACGACGUUGGCUUCGGCGGCAGGAGGGCCUUCUGCAGACAGAGCUACGCCGACCUGGACGGACUCGAAGCUAAGUACACGGAGAGCGCGUUCCACGGUCAGGCCGCGAUCCCGGCGCGGCGCACCGACGACAUGUCCUUCGAGCAGAUGCUCCUCGAGAUGAAGAAGAAGCUGAGCCAGCGGAAGAGCGAGAAGAAGCGCGGCGACGCCACCAAGCCUUGACGGUCGCCGCGGUCCACACUCCCCUGGACGAGUGCUCUGUGUGGCUCUGAGCCCUUUUCUUUUUUCCUACCUAAGCUGAGAGCCUUGAGAGGCUAUGUCAGCGUAACCUUAACUAGUAGGUGAGCUCACGGGGCUCCAACCUGACGACGUUGCUAACACGAACCCUAGCGUUAGCCGUGCUUCGCAGAAUCUACCACCGGAUCGGAAAUGGGACCCACUAAGAAGAUCAGGCGAGAAACUCGGUGGGCUGUGUCUAUGGGUGAUUUUACUCGUCGAGCCCUUCGUCGCGAGCGACGGAUUCGACGAGAACGAUGACCGGUCUGAGCUCGGGACCGGAGCUAGCAUUUAGCCAGCGAUAACCGGGACGAGGCUGUGACGAAAGCGUUGUGACGUCACGGAUUCUGCCGCGGAACACGGUCACCCCGGCUGCGACGCGUCAGUGUUGCCACACCACAGACUGAUUUGAAAUAAUCGAUUCUAUUUUAGUUGCAUUACGAAUGUGAAGUGAACGUUAUAAGUGUUUGUUUUCGAAGCUCUAUAGACAUUGUUAUUUUUUUUUAAAUCGAUAAAUCUGUUGAAAAAUUGCGUUUGUAAAUGAUCGUUUGAAUGUAAUAGGAAAACGUACCUGUAAAAAUAAAAUUAUAAUUUAAGAUCGAAAAUGUAAAAAAAAAAAUCAUAUCAUAAGUGAAGCAAAAUAUACGUUAAUUAAUAUCGAUUAACGAUUUAAAUCAUAAUAUUAUUAUGUUAUGUCCGUUAAAAUCGUUCUUAGAUUCGUUUGUUGGGAAAAUCAAAAUACUAAUCGCGUAGUAUAGAAGUAAAGUGACGUAACUGACAGGUGUCAGAUUUGACAUCUGUCAAGGUAAAUGGCGAAUCGAAAAAAAGACGUGUUUCUUUAGUGAAUUUUGCUCAUCUCUUUAGUUAGUCCUUGUAUAGUCUUAAUUGUUUUUCCGCAUUACACACACUUGUAAAUAUUAAAAAUAAAAAAAAUAAAAUAAAAAACAAGAAGUAAAAAUAACGGCCUACCUCGUAUUUCUGCAGUAGCUUUUUUUUGUUGUUUUGUAUUCUUAAAAUUUAAGUUUUUAAUGUAAAUAUUCGUUUGUAAUCGACAGCUAACCGUUACCAUUGCUAACCAAGCUUUACUUUUAUGUUUUUUUUUUUUUUAAUAAAACAAAAUAAAGAACAAGACAAGUCUCGUAAAGUAAGAAUCGUAGCUUUUCAAGGUUUUUUUUUAAAUUAAACAUUAAGGAAUCGAGAAUUACAAUCAUAUAUAUCAAGUUAAAUAGUCGCCAACCGUUUUGUCCGUCGGUUCGUUAUUUCGCAAUUCACUUACGUUUUCCAAUUUCCUUUUUUCUAUAUCGACUAAGCAACCGGUGCAAGGAUAACAAACGAAAAUAAUCAUCCCAUAACUAUCUAUUAAAAUCGUGACGAUUCAUAUUUUAAAUAGCUGAAUAAAACCUAAUGGUUUUAGAACUUUUUGGAAAUCGGCUUUUCGAAUCUGCCUUUUCGAGAAAACCCAAAAAAAAGCUAGAAGACACCACAGUAAGCGCACAUAUUUAGUAUUCAAGUCGUCGUGGCCUAAAAGAUAAGACGUCCGGUGCAUUCGUGUUGAAGCGAUGCACCGGUGUUCGAAUCCCACAGGCGGGUACCAAUUUUUCUAAUGAAAUACGUACUCAACAAAUGUUUACGAUUGACUUCCACGGUGAAGGAAUAACAUCGUGUAAUAAAAGUGAAACCCGCAAAAUUUUAAUUUGCGUAAUUACUGGUGGUAGGACCUGUUGUGAGUCCGCGCGGGUAGGUACCACCGCCCUGCCUAUUUCUGCCGUGAAGCAGUAAUGCGUUUCGGUUUGAAGGGUGGGGCAGCCGCUGUAACUAUACUGAGACCUUACAACUUAUAUCUCAAGCUGAGUGGCGCAUUUACGUUGUAGAUGUCUAUGGGUUCCAGUAACCACUUAACACCAGGUGGGCUGUGAGCUCGUCCACACAUCUAAGCAAUAAAAAAAAAAAAAAAAAAAAAAAAUUCAAAUGUAUGUACAUAUUAACAUCAAAACUUUGUAUUAGAAUUGAACAAAAACCAUAUAUAGACAAACAAUUAAAAAAAAAACCAGUUAGUGAAUUACGCUUGAAAUUAUUGCCUUACUAAAAAAAUAAUAGUGAUAUACCAUAAUCGAUGUAUUUAACGUUAACAAUGAAAUCGAUAAAAAUAUUACUUACUAUAAUUUUAUUCUAAAAUGUUGCAUAGAACGAAAUAGUUUUAAGUAUCUGAUAUUAAUUAACAGUUUUAUUUCCUUGUUUUUUUUUAAUUAAUAAAAUAACUUUGGAUACUAUUAUCCCGGUAUCGAUUUAUUGGAUUGUAUACAAGAACGUUAUAGCCGUGAUCGGGGAAUAUGACCUAAAAAGUAAAUUAGCUAUUUUUUCAUCGUCAAUGUAAUUCAAAACUUCCACGAAAUUCAUAAGUGCCAAAUGAUUGGACUGUAUUGUUCCUAUUUUGCAGAAGAGGUAAUAUAGUACGGUACAUUUGAAAACAUCAAUUGUUUACGCAUUUCCUUGGUAUCGAUAAUUUUGGUAAACUUAUAUUUUUGUCUAUCUAUAUAAAAUAGUUGAUCAAAUAAAAAUGCAGCUGAACGCGUAGUACCAGUUAAUUAGUAAUAUUUCAAAGAGCAUUUCCGGAAACGGAUCUUCUGUCUCUUUCAUAGAUAGGACGAGUGACAAAGGAGGAUGCCUAAACUCGCAUUAUCAAUGUCGAAACUUGUUACCGUCGCAAAUUUUAUUGAAAAAAAAAAACAAAAAUAUUAUAUCGGUAGCGUGCGGUUUUUGGCGUAUCCUAAAUCUAGACUAAAGAAAUAUCGAUUAUUCGAUUGUCGUGAUCGGCGACGCCCUAUCGACUCAUCGAAUCGAUUCGAUACAAUGAAAGCCUAGUCAAAAUAAUGAUGUUCGUUUUAUCUUAUGUGAUUGUAACUUAUUAAACUUUGUACACUUUUAUUUUUAAGUUAGCUUAAAACGAUUUAAGUUUUUGAAUUUUAAUGCUUAGGCUUAGGUCUUGUUUCGAUGCGAAUCCACUAUGAAUGAUUAAUAUGGAAGUGAUUAAACAAAUGUGUAUGGCGAUUAAAAUGUGGAAUACCCAUGAAAUGAUUUUAUUCAUCAUAUAAAAAGGCAUUGUGGCAUUCGCUAAGAAAAUUUCAGCGGAUUCAUUUGCCAAACGGUUUGACAGCUGUCAUUUAUGACGCACGUCAGCAGCCGACGUUUCGUUUCGGAUUACGAACGUUGUCUGCGAAUGAAUCCGUGUUGUGUUGUAAAUUUUGUUAAUAAACUAUUAAAGAAAGGAACGUGUUGUAGAAAAUACUCGAAAGAUCAACGAUUGUAAUAAUUAAGGCCUCGUUUUGUUUUAAGUGUUUAGUUUUUUUUUUUUUUUUUAAAUAAUUCAAUCACCCGUAUAUGUAUUUUUUUUUCACGUUCAUUAUUCGAAAAUUGGCAAAGGCAUCCGCAAAAUCAUACUUCACGUUUGCAAAAGUUUGCAAUUUAUUGAGUAACGAAUUUACUAGGUAAUGUUUGGGUGCGCUUCGCUUCAAUGGAAUUGGAACAGUGUGUCUUUGCGAUAAAGUCUAUAUUCGUGUACCGUGUAUAAAAUAUUUCAAGUCCAAUGUUACAUAAAAGAAACGAUUAUAGUACAUUGUGAGAAUGAUUUUUUUACGUAAAAAUGUUGAGAAAUAAAGUAUUUUUAAAUACA
Molecule: messenger RNA, 8798 nt
Organism: Bombyx mori (domestic silkworm)
Lineage: Eukaryota; Metazoa; Arthropoda; Insecta; Lepidoptera; Bombycidae
Gene: srl
Product: titin homolog
Exons: 8
Coding region: 392-5074 (1560 amino acids)
Biological process (GO): positive regulation of transcription by RNA polymerase II
Cellular component (GO): nucleus
Molecular function (GO): RNA binding; transcription factor binding
Source: RefSeq, a predicted model, not a curated record